Messenger RNA from Syzygium oleosum, 537 nucleotides. RefSeq lists its product as uncharacterized. The record is from RefSeq and is a predicted model, not a curated record. The transcript has a single exon. NCBI's taxonomy places the organism in Eukaryota, Viridiplantae, Streptophyta, Magnoliopsida, Myrtales, Myrtaceae. Bases 1 to 537 code for a protein of 178 amino acids.
AUGGCUCGCCGAGGUCUCAAAAUAUGCUGCUUCACCUCUGUGGUAUUCUUGGCCAUUCUCACUAUCAUCAUCGUGACCUUAUCCCUCACGAUCUUCAAGCCCAAACAACCUCAGAUUACGGUCCAGCCCAUCGGCCUAGAGAACAUCCUGUUCAACCACACGUUAAGCAUGCUCGUGACGAUCGACAACCCUAACUACGGCAGCUUCGAGUACAAAAGCACGACCAGUUACGUUAACUACCGCGGGUCGACGGUGGCUGAGGUCCCCAUCGUGCAUAACAAGAUUCCUGCUCGGGAAAAAGUCAACAUGACCACUUCGACGAAUCUGAUCAUUGAUAAAUUGAUAUCGAACCCGAGUUUCGGGGAAGACGUUGCCUCGGGCUGCUUGAACUUCACUUCUACGGUGACUUUGCCUGGGAAAGUCGGUGUGGCUAAGAUCUUUAAGCUCCAUGCCACUGCUUAUAGCACCUGCUACAUCUUAUUUCACAUUCAGUCUAAGGCUGUGGACUCUAAUUGCAUUACCAGGCUAAAGCUAUAG